Molecule: messenger RNA, 1062 nt
Organism: Suillus plorans
Lineage: Eukaryota; Fungi; Basidiomycota; Agaricomycetes; Boletales; Suillaceae
Exons: 4
Coding region: 1-1062 (353 amino acids)
Source: RefSeq, a predicted model, not a curated record
AUGUUUGUCAUUCUGCACGACUUCGAGCCAACACUCGAGUGCACUCAAGAGCAAUGGAUCCUCAAGCAUCCACCUUCAAAGGACAAACUGCUGGCCCCGCAGUCACACCAGGACCCAAGAUAUCAAUUCAAUGGCAGGGCGAAACUGCUCUCACUGAUGCCCUGGGGAAGAAAAAAGAUGGUGGAUGCUGAUGACAAUCCCAUUGGCAAGGACAAAGGGCAUAUCUAUAGUGCCAUCGCCGGGCUCAUUUUUGCGGAUCACAUCAAGUAUGGCGCCGCAUACCGUCAAAAUCUGAAGAAAUUUUGCAAUUCAGUCUCCAACCAGAUCUCAGGACUCAGGACAAAAUACAAACAGCACAAGGGCAGGUUCACGGCCACGGGCACUGGCAUCAUGCCACAUGAUGGGCAGUCUGCACAAAAUCUCUUAGCACUCAUUCGUGCAGACUUUCCUUGGUUCUUGGAUCUUGAUUCCAUCUGGCACAACAACUCCUCCAUGGCGGCAAAGACUUACUCAUCUCAGCUAGGCAUUGAUUAUGCUGGCACACUGUAUUCGCUUGUCCAGCCACAUGGCAGGGCUGGCCCCUCAAUGCACUUUGGCACCACUGCUGGGGCUGGUCCCUCCAUACCGGCUGCUCAGUCCUCCCAUGCAUAUCCGCCCUCCAAUCUGCCCCCCUCCACAUAUCCUCCACUGACCUCAUUCAUCAAUGAGCCAUUGAAUGCGAAUGUUCCACUGACCUCAUCCGUCAACGAGCUGUCGAACACAAACAUUCCCCAGAGGCUUCCCAGAAUGCCUGACCUACCCCCUGGCGCAUAUCUACCCUCUAACACAUAUUCACCCCCCAAUGCAUUCCCCUUCCCAAACACUAGUACUCCCCCUUAUCCUUCCUUCCACCUUCCUGGACUCUAUAAUUCCCCUGACAUCAAUAUCUGUGAUGACUUUGGAGCUGCCAACAACAAUAAUGACUUGUAUUUGGAGGGCACAGGCCCAUUUUCUGUGCCCCUUGGAGAUGCACUAGAACAUCUUAACGGUGAUGAGAUGAUGGACCAUAAUGGGGAUGCUUGA